AUGGAACAUUAAAAUUAUUGUACAACUGAAAAUGGAGUUAGAGUUUGUAAUGUUAGUUCUACAUUACCUAAUUGUGCAGCUGAAAAUAUUCUAAUUUAAGAAAGGAAAGUAAUAAUAAAAUAUUAAUUUUAUAGGCAUUAUGGAUGUCUUUAGCAGGAUUGCCUCAAUACAUUACAUUAGAUUUAUCUCAAGUUUAAGAAAGACCUAAAUUUAUUAAAUGUUUUGGUUUUGAUUGUUGGCAUGAUUAUUAAAGUAAUCCAUCAGUGAUUGAAUUGAUGGUAUCAUUAAAUGGAGAAAAUUUCAUUACUUGGACAACUCUAUAUCCUGAAUUGAAAUAAGGAAUAUAAUUAUUUUAAAUUGAUCCUUUAGGAACUAGAUAUCAAUUUAUUAAGAUCAUUAUAAAGGAGACUUUUGGUGCUUCUAAAACUUAUUUAAAUUAAGUAUAUUUACUUGAAGAAUAUGCUAUGAUUAGUACAGAGAGCGUAACAGAAUCUUAGCAAUAGACUGAGAAUAAUCAUAGUUAAUAUAAACAUUAAUUUGAAAAAGAGGAACUUGAACAUCAUGAGAGAUCUGAUAGAAUGGAUAGAUUUGAAAGAAUGGAAAGAAUAGAUAGAAAUGAAAGAAAUGAUAGAAAUGAUAGAAAUGAAAGACAAGAUAUUAAAAUAAAUGAAUAUCAUGAUUUAGCAUAAAAGAUUCAUAGUAUGGGAAGAGAAGUUGCUAGUUUAAAAUAGAGUCAUUAAUAAGGAAAAUCAAGUUAAUCAUAAACUAAACAAGGAUUCCAUAAAAGCAAUAUUACAGAAGAUGUUCCAGAUUCUUUUUAAAGAUUAACAUCAACAGAAAGAAUGGUAUUAGAUAUAUAAAGCAAAAAUUUGAGUGAAAUUAAUAUAUUAAAAAAAGAAGUUUAAGAAUGGAAAGAUAAAUGUGAAUAAUUAGAGAGUCAAGUUUAAAGAUUAUUUAAAUUGGUUACUUAAAUUAAAGAUAAAUAAUAAGAAUAAGAGGAUUCAAUACAUAAAUAUAUAUAAUAGAAUUAAAGUGAAGUUAGUUUUGAUGCCAAUAAAAGAUAAGUAUAUAAUAAUGGUUAAAUAACUCAAUAAUAAACCUAACAAUCUUAAUAAGUAACAUCUACACCAUAACCUUAAUAAUAAUAAUAAUAAUAAUAAUAACAAUAAAUGAGCAAAUUUGAAGAAGUAAUUGAUAAGAAAAUAAGUGAACUAUCAGGUAACUUUUAAAUUUUAUUUUAAUAAUAAGAAUCAAAAUUUAAAAAUUAAUAAAAAGAUUUGAUUAAAAGCUUCAAGGAUUAUAUUCAAUAUGAUUAACAAUAAGAAAAGUAUAGAGAUUAUGAAAAAAAGAAACCAGUUUCUAGGGGAAGAUAAAAAGAGAAAUCUGUAUCAAAAUCUUCAUCAAUUAAAUCAUCACAUAGUUCUUCAAGUAGUUCAAUCAUAAAUUUCAUUAAAUCAAAAAAGGUUUAAUCCAAAUCAAGAUAACAAUCUAAAUCACGUUUAAAAUCAUUACCAAGAUCUAGAUCUCCUGUUGAUUCAAAAGAAAAUGAUAGGUACGAAAAUAAUAGAUUAUCACCAAAACAAAGAAAAGUGGCAUCAUUAUUAGGUAAAUUGUAAUAAAAGUUAUAAAAAAGAGUAAAUUUAUAUAAUUUAUUAAUUAGGCUAAAAAAAUAGAAUAGUUAAAUUUAUCUUAAAGAAAGACAAAAAAGAGAGGUAGUAUACAGAAUUAAAUGGAUUAAUCUAAUUCAUCUGAUUAUUGA
Paramecium primaurelia is the source of this 1759-nucleotide messenger RNA. Lineage: Eukaryota; Ciliophora; Oligohymenophorea; Peniculida; Parameciidae. The record is from the annotation of a GenBank genome assembly.